Globicephala melas (long-finned pilot whale) is the source of this 6239-nucleotide messenger RNA. It is a transcript of the gene PCNP, whose product is annotated as PEST proteolytic signal containing nuclear protein. Gene Ontology annotation, biological process: protein ubiquitination; proteasome-mediated ubiquitin-dependent protein catabolic process. The record is from RefSeq and is a predicted model, not a curated record. Gene Ontology annotation, cellular component: nucleus. NCBI's taxonomy places the organism in Eukaryota, Metazoa, Chordata, Mammalia, Artiodactyla, Delphinidae.
AUGGUUGCUGGGCGGGGCCGUGACGUCCUUGGCGUGGCUGCAGGGGAGGCCGCGGCGGGGAAAAUGGCGGACGGAAAGGCGGGAGAGGAGAAGCCUGAAAAGCCGCAGCGAGCUGGAGCCGCCGGAGGACCUGAAGAAGAAGCAGAAAAACCUGUGAAAACUAAGACUGUUUCUUCCAGUAAUGGAGGGGAAAAUUCCAGUCGCAGCGCUGAGAAGCGAUCAGCUGAAGAAGAAGCUGCAGACCUCCCUACAAAGCCUACAAAGAUCUCCAAGUUUGGAUUUGCCAUAGGUAGUCAGAUGACAAAGAAAGCCUCAGCCAUAUCCAUCAAACUUGGCUCAAGUAAACCUAAGGAAACCGUUCCAACUCUUGCUCCAAAAACCCUUUCAGUAGCAGCAGCCUUUAAUGAAGAUGAAGAUAGUGAACCAGAGGAAAUGCCUCCAGAAGCAAAGAUGAGGAUGAAGAAUAUUGGAAGGGAUACACCAACAUCAGCAGGACCAAAUUCCUUCAAUAAAGGAAAGCAUGGGUUUUCUGAUAACCAGAAGCUAUGGGAGCGAAAUAUAAAAUCUCAUCUUGGAAAUGUCCAUGACCAAGACAAUUAAAUGAUGUGUUUUGAAAUUGGGGUAUGGGGUGGGUGUAAAGUUAAAAGGAACAGUUUCCUUUUUUAAAGAAUGGUAUAAGACUAUCUUUGGAGCCGCCUUUUUUUUUUCUUUUUCUUUUUUUAAAGAUUGGUACACUAAUAAAUGAGAAUUUGAAAUUAGAGGUAAUUUAUGUUUUAUAUACAGAUUUCAAGACAUUUGCUAAUUUUGUAGUUUCACGUGAUUAGUUUCCAAAGGUUAUAGAUGAUUAAAAAAAUCAUAAAUGGUACCUUUCUAAGAAUUGCAUAUUUUUUUAGACACAACUACUAGCACAUUAAGAGGGAAGCAAAAAGUUGUCUAUUUAAACUGUAGGCAGUUACUCUCUAACUUAACUCCCUUGUUAACCUAAAGUCUGGCUCCCAGGAACAGCCUUAUAGAGAAGGGAGUAUUGUAUUGGGAGGAAAAUGUUGCUGGACUAUUGACUGAGAAAGUAAAUUAGAUAAAAAUUAAAAUACAGCUUUUUUUUUUCCUAAUGGGCAUUUGUUUUGUUUCGAAUCAUCAUAAACUAGUUAUUGCAUUGCUAUCAGUGGAUACAGAUGCUUAGCUCUUUAAAAAGAACAUUUUAAAAUUUUAUGUAAACUGUUGAGUAUUUAAAAUAGCCCACUUCACUUUAAAGGGUCUUGUCUACCUUUGAUAGUCUUCAAAGAACAACCAUUUGCUACCAAAGUAAAUCAGUAUUUUGAAUGUGCUUCUCUUGGUUUUUGUUAUUAGCUAGUUCCUGUAAGUAUUUCCACCAGAUCUUCAGGCAAAUCAUAAGGAAGCUGUUUCUUUUAAAAUAACAAACCACCACCAAAAAUUUAAAUGUACAUAAUAGUUAAAUAUUUGGCUGUUCUUAUUUUUUAAAGGAUAUAAACACCAAAAAAAAAAAGGCAACAUUGUAUGAAGAUGGAAAAUAAGAAAGAUGCACUUUCUGUAACUUUAUCAAAGCAUUUAUGUUACUAACUUGUGAAAUCCAAUUUGAUUUGAACUUAUUACAGGAAUUCUUAUUUAGCACAAUAAUAUUGUUUCUUUUAACUGUAUACAUAUUAACCAGUGGCCUCUUUAAAAGCACAUUUUAGAUACUGAAAAUAAAAGGAAAGAAAAUGCAUCUUUAAACAUAUUUUAUGGAAUCUUUGACCACAUAUACUUUGUUAAUCUUUGUGUUGUAGGAUUGUGUUUAUUUUGUAUUUUUGUAUUGUAUAUGAAUUCUUUUUUUAAUGUGACAGUUAAACACAUCUUUAAAAGCAUAGUCACACAUAAAAGAAACAUACAGUAUAAUGAUUUCCUUGAAAACUCUUACAAUGUUAGAUUUGGAGGCAGCUUCAUACUGUUUAAUUGGUGAUAACUACUCUCUGAGCUCUUUUAAUAGGUAAUAACUCCAGAGAAGCAGCCUGUAUAUAUUCCUAAUACUUUGUUCACUUGCAUAUGAGUUUAGAGUAAGCCCCAAGUAAAACAAUGGAAAUGUAUAUAGAACGAUUAGUUCUUACUUACAUGGUUUAAUUAUAUCAAGAUACAUGAAUUUAACUUGCUUUAACGUAGGCAAACUUCCCAUUUUUGUUCAUUUUAAUGUUUAUGUUGAAAUAACAUCCCAAAACGACUGAGAUGAAUGUCUUUACUAAAAUACCAAUAAAUUUGUCCAACUCUAUCAGUGUUCUUAUUUUCUGUUACACUUAAUUGUUGCUGGGUUUGUUUUAAACAAAGAAGAGACAGAUGUUAUUGGUGCUCUUGCCCAGAUUGUUGGCCAGAGUAAUGGGAGAUUUUAAAUUGCUCUUUGGAGUCUACCUAACUUAGCACAUAGUUCUAGAACAUUACAGUAUCUCAGGUUAGAAAAAGACCUAGUCCAAAUCCUCCCUCUCCUCUACUGCCAAAGUAUCAUCUAUUAAUGUGCUGUAGAAAAUCCUGCUGAGGCAUACCUUUGAAAAUCCCUAAGUGUUAGAAGGUAUUCUCUUACUUGUGUCUGCCAUCCAUUAUCUCUAAAUAUUUUCUUAAUGUUUAUAAUGCUGCUGCCCUAUAGGUCAGGUGUGAGUAAAUGAAAAGAUCGAACUACAUUUUAAAAUUAAGGUUCGUUUCUAGUUAGACUAAUUACAAAUGAAGGCUAUGAAUUUCAAAUGUUUUUUUCUUAACGCUAAUAAUCAGGGUUAGCUUGAUAUACUGUGGAGGGAUUGUUCAAGUUACUUCCCUGCUGAGAUGAAGAUACUUUUUAAUUUUUUUUAACUUUUCAUUUUGAAAAAAUUUCAGACUCAAAACAUUGCAAAAAUAUAGUGAAGUACUUCCAUGUUCUUCAAAUGAUAACAUACAACCACAGGACAAUUGUCAAAAUCAGGGAAUUAACAUUAUUAAAAUAUUAUAUCACCUUACACUAUUAUUCUACAGACCUUAUUCAAAUUUCACCAUUUGCUCCACUAAUGUCUCCGUAGUUGAAGAUUCACUACAUUAUCACAUAUUGUUUAGUUGUCAUCUCUCUUAAACCCCUUUAAUCUGGGAAUCUUCAGUGUUUGUCUAUUAUGACCUUAGACUUUUUGAAAAGUACAGGCCAAUUAUUUGUAGAUCUCCCAAUUUGGGAUUUCCCUAAUGUUUCCUCACAAAUUCAGUUUAUGCAUUUUUGGCAAAAAUAAGACAGAACGGAUGUGUCUUCAGUAUAUCAGCAAGCACAUGAUGUCAAUUUGUCCUCUUACCAGUGUGAUGUUAAUUUUGAUCACUUGGUUAGGGUGGUAUCUGCCAGAUAUAUACAAUGUCAAAGUUGUAAAUUUUCUGUUUGUAAUUAGUAUCUUAUGGGAAAAUUCUUGUAAGUAUCAUAUUCUCAUACUUUUGCCCACUAAUUGGCAGACAUUCAUGGUUUUUGUUUUUUGGGUGUUUGCCCCAUGGUUCUUUACUGAAACAAUUGUUAGUGUAGGAUUUGCCGAAUGAUGAUUUUUCUAUUUUCAUCUUCUAUUUUUUGUAGUUCAAAUUCUGUGAGGAAAUUUCCUUCUCCAUUCUUUAUUCAAUUUUGUAUUGAUAAUGGGCCUGUGUAUUCUUAUGUUAUUCUAUAGGUUAUAAUGCACUACUAUCAUAUAUUUUGUUACUCAAAAUGUCCCAGAUCUGCCCACAUAAACCCCUCCCCAUUGACCCUUGUGUCUUUUUGACAUGUCCCCAUUCUUUUUUUUUAAUACAUCUUUAAUUUCUGGCACCAGGAGAUAUUCUGGACUCAUAUUUUCUCUUCUUUAACCCUGGAAUCAGUGAUUUCUCUAAACAUCCAUGGUUCCUUUUAGAAUCAAAAUCUGCACUAAGUGUACUCAUUGGUUGUGAAGUGUCAUUGCUUCUAGCCUACUUGACAGAGCUAGAAUAUGUAUGUAUAUAUAUCUAUAUCAAUUUCUAGAUCUAUAUGUGUGUGUGUGUGUAUGUAUGUGUAUACUGUAUGUAUCUCCAUGAGUUCAUAUACUUCCAUUACCAGACCAACACCAGAUACAUUCUAGUCUUCCUCCUUUCUCUACUUACUACUCUUGUCCAACAGUAAGAAAUCUGACUAUGUAUAAUCUGUUCACUUAUUUGCUUAAUUUCUAGAAUACACAUAAAGUUUCAGAAUUAAUUCAUAUAUUUCCCUAUGAAAAACUAACCAGAGUGCAGUAUUUGUAUGUAGUUCCUUUCCUUUUUAGUCUUAAGAGUACAUAAUCAAAAUACUAUUUUACAAAGUUAUGUAGGUUAGUUCUUUGCUCCCCCUUUCAGUAUGAUUGUAUUACUCAUUUGUAAUGCAGUUUGGUUUUGUUUGUGUUUCAUAAUGAAUUACUGCUCAUUGUUAAUUUGUUUUGCAUGUGAAAUAGCAUAGGUCUAAAAGUUGGAACGAUACAAAAAGUGUAACUCCUCCCUAUUUCUGCCUCAUUCUCUUCCUCCUGUCCUUUCUAUCCUGUUUACACCUAUUCCCUAUAGGUAAUCCAUCUCUGGUUUCUGGUUUAUCCUUCCUGUGUUUCCUUUUAAAUCAAUGAAUAGAUGGGUGUUUAUUAUUUCUCCUUUUAUCUUACAUGAAAUGUAAUAUACUACAGUUAUUCUUUUAUCCUUUUUUUUUCUUCACUUUAUAGUAUACCCUGGAAACUAUACUAGUUCAUGGAGAUCUUUCUCAAAAAAAUUUUUAACAGCUACAUAGUACUCCAUUGUGAAUAUACCAUAGUCAAUGCAAUUACUCUUGUAUGGGCAUUUAGGUCAUUUCCAAUGUUUUGCCAUUACAAUGCUGUAAUCAAAUAACCUGUGCAGGUGUAUUUUCUCGUUGGGGUGUAUCUUCCUUCAGGUAAAUUCCCAGAAGUAGGAUGCUGGGUCAAAAUAUAAGUGCAUAUCUACUCGUAUUAGAUAUUGCCAAAUUCUCCUACAAAAGGAUUGUACCAGUUUGUUUUCCCACCAAAAAUAUAUGAAUGCCUUUUCCCACAGCCUUGCCAGCAGAAUGUGUUUGUCAUGCUUUUUAAUUUUUGCCAUAUCUGAUAGGUUUAAAAAAACGGCACGAGACUUCCCUGGUGGCGCGGUGGUUAAGAAUCCGCCUGCUAAUGCAGGGGACACGGGUUCGAGCCCUGGUCCGGGAAGAUCCCACAUGCCGCAAAGCAACUAAGCCUGUGUGCCACAACUACUGAGCCUGCGCUCUGGAGCCCGUGAGCCACAACUGCUGAGCCCACGUGCCACAAUUGCUGAAGCCUGUGUGCCUAGAGCCCAUGCUCCGCAACAAGAGAAGCCACCGCAAUGAGAAGCCCCCACACCACAACCAAGGGUAGCCCCUGCUCGCCACAACUAGAGAAAGCCCGCGUGCAGCAAUGAAGACCCAACACAGCCAUAAAUUAAUUAAUUAAUUAAAAAAAAAAGGCAUGUUAGAAUAGUUUUAAUUUGCAUCUCUCUAGCUAUGAGUGAGGUUGAAUAUCUUUUCAUAUGUUUAAGGGCCAUUUGAAUAUCUUUAUGAAUAGUCUGUUUAUUUCAUUCCCACUUUACUAUUGGGUUUUUGGUCCUUUCUCAAAUUUUAAGAAUUUGUCAUAUAUUAACUCUUUAUACAUAUGUUAUAAAGAGUUUAUCCUUAUUAUUAAUUGUCUUUCGGCUUUGAUUAUGGUGUUCUUUGUAAUACAAAAAGCUUCCUUUUUUUGUAAUGUAGUGAAUUUUCUUCAUCUCUGUUGCCUUUCAGUUUUGUUAAUAGUUAGAAAGCCUUUCUCUAUACUGAGGUUAAAGAUAAAUUCACCCUUGUUUUUCUAGUGCUUGUAUUGUUUCAUUUUCAAAUUUAAACAGACUCCUGAUCCAUUUGGAAUAUAUACUUGUGCAUUUGUGAGAUCAAGAUCUAAUUUUAGUUAACACAUCUGUAUGAUAUUAAGCCAUCCUAAUAGGAAGCAGUCUGCUUUUGUGUUUUGGGGGAGUGUUAAAUUUUUUCUCAUAUGGGUUUUGCCUAUUUCUUGUUAAGCUUCUUCCUCAAUAUUUAAUCAUCUUUGUUGCUAUUGAAAUGAGGUUUUCUCUAUCAUUUUGUGCUGGUUAUUGUUUUAAGAUAUGAAGACAAUUUUCUGUAUGUUAAUUCUGUGUCUUGCUAUCUUACUAAACUCCUUAUUGUUUGAGUUUUAUCAUCGAUUCUCAAGAAUUUCCCAGGUGUACCAUCAUAUCACCUGCAAAUAAAGAUGGCUUUACUUUAUCAA